Messenger RNA from Diachasmimorpha longicaudata, 4706 nucleotides. RefSeq names its product Inositol-requiring enzyme-1 (gene Ire1). Gene Ontology annotation, molecular function: protein serine/threonine kinase activity; ATP binding; RNA endonuclease activity. Gene Ontology annotation, biological process: protein phosphorylation; IRE1-mediated unfolded protein response; mRNA processing. The record is from RefSeq and is a predicted model, not a curated record. Gene Ontology annotation, cellular component: IRE1-TRAF2-ASK1 complex. Bases 794 to 3778 code for a protein of 994 amino acids. NCBI's taxonomy places the organism in Eukaryota, Metazoa, Arthropoda, Insecta, Hymenoptera, Braconidae. The transcript has 4 exons.
ACAUGGGAUCAAAAUAGUGACCUCUGUGUGCUAUGGACGGAAGCUACGUACAUAGUAUAGUAUAGUAUAGAUAAACUAUAUGGAUAAGUUUGGCCUCCUACAUCAUUUUUUCUACGGUCGGCCUAGAAGCUACUAGUCCUUGAGUUUUCGAACCUAACUAUUGCGACGGAUUUGCCAGCAGUUGGAGAACUAUUCCAAGGACAUUAUCCAUUUUUCACCUAAUAAAACGUCACGGUUGCCUAUUGGUCGAGUAACUGAUUCACAAUGAUAAUACACCCAUUAAAAAUAAAAAUAUUACCAUACACACUGUGUCUUGUGGAAAUAUAGUUGGGAAACAUAUUUUAGUGUGCCGUAAUCGCAGAAAUGUGGGAAUUAUGUAUUACUGGAUUGGUGGACAGUAUUGUGAGUUGUACAACUGCAUAACCAAUUUCAAUUGUGGUUAGUGGUUAAUUCGUGUUAUGUCAAAUCGUGCUCAUGCUCAACCUAGAGUGACUUGAGCUCAAUGUCCACGCGAAAUUCAAGGUGUCGAGAUGAUAUUACUGGUGAUGCAGGGAGCCUCGAUAACCAAGGUUAUCCAACCAUUCGGAGGUUGUCAUUUCUCGGUGCAACAUUGAGUGAUAAACAUUCUUUCAUAAGGCGAUAAAUAAUGCAGUGAAGAAGUGACGCAAUAUGUCAGAUUUUUGGGUGUCUAGAGAAGAACGAGUUGUGUGCCGAGAUCCCAAGUUUAUUGUCAUCAGCUGAGCAUAAUGAGCAACAAUUGCUGUUGUCAGCACACUUUUAGAGUACCUGAAGAAUGUUCCACCUCAGUAUGAUCACAAGAGGAGUACAGAAAUUGUCGGUAUCGAGACUCUUGACAAAUAUGCCUCGUCUCUUUCUAUUUUUUAUAAUCCUAAGAGCCUGUGCGGUGAAUCCUCAGGGGAAUGAAGAUCCAAAUACUGGACUCAUUCCCGAGGGGGAUGACCCCCUGCUCCUGAUUUCGACCCUCAGUGGUUGGUUUAUGGGGAUUGGGCAGAGAACAGGGGAGAUUCGUUGGCGUCAGGACAACGAACCAGUGGUGAAAGUCCCGUACGAUGUAUCGGAGCGACUAUCUCCAAUGUUCCUCCCCGAUCCUAAAGACGGAUCACUCUACCUUUAUGGGGCUGAAUUUGAUGUCUUGAAAAAACUUCCCUUCACAAUUCCCCAACUGGUAGCGAACAGUCCCUGUCGGAGUAGCGAUGGAAUUCUCUACACAGGUCGUAAAAUCGACACUUGGUUUAGCAUAGACCCAGUGACCGGUAAACGCGAGCAACUCUUAGGUUUCGAGGAGGCCGACAACACCUGUCCCCUAGACAUUCAAGACGCCAUUUCCAUCGGACGUACAGAGUACAAUAUUAUUAUGAUAGACAGCAAGCAGAAGGAGCGAAAAUGGAACAUAACGUUCUACGAUUAUUCAGCAUUGAAAAUCGAUGAUGCAAUGGAUGAUUACGACCUCGUCCACUUCACAACGAGUUCCACUGGUCGAGUUGUCACCCUGGAUCGAAGGCUGGGAAUGGUUCUGUGGGAGUUGGACCUCAGCAGUCCAGUUAUUGGCAUGUACACUAUGAGUAAGGAUGGCUUAGUAACUGUUCCCUUCACCAGCGUGGCCGAAGAGACCCUUGACAAUUUACUCCAGCGGUUUAGCUCCAAGCCCAGUGACAUUCAACUAUUUCCAACCUUAUACAUUGGAGAACACAUCCAUGGAUUGUAUGCUCUACCAUCACUAGUUGAUUCGUCGACAGCUACAAUCUCCAGCAACAGCGGACACCUGCUGCUCGAGGGCCCAGUUGUCGUUCCUCAGAUUGGAAAAAAUGAUAAUGAAGUUUCCCAUGAAGAGACUGCAACUGUUGGAAAUGAACCGUCCGGGGAUCAGUCAAUGGAGGACGUUAAUCAAGAGAAGAAUAUCAUUGUUCUUGGUCACUAUAAAGUACCUUCAGAGUAUAAACAUCAGAAUCAACCCCUGCAAAUAACUGGACGCUCUGAUCCAGUUAUUCGAUCAUCGCAAGCGCGAGCUAAUGAUUCCAAUAAAAUUACUAUCGUUGUCCAGAGCCCUGAUGAGCUGGACAAUAGCACAGAUCAUAGAGGAUGGAAGAAGGCAUUUGGUGGAGUAUACAACGGGGCAAAGAAGUGGCUGAACCAGCAGGAGAAUAAAGGGUUGAAGCUAGCGCUGAUCAUUCUGGUUGGAUGCGUCAUUACGAUGUUCUGGUAUUUGAAUGCUCAGUUUAAAGAGUUUCAGCAAUUAUCUCAGGGCUCCAGGGAAAACAGCAGAACCAGCAGUACUGGGGGGAGAAGUGGAAUAGUGACAGCACCUGAGGAGAUUGGCGAGGGGACAGUUAAAAUUGGAAAGAUUAUCUUUCACAUUGAUAAAGUGUUAGGAAAGGGAUGUGAAGGAACUUUUGUUUACAAAGGGGAGUUUGAUGGGCGAUCUGUCGCUGUGAAACGACUCCUGCCUGAUUGCUUUACGUUUGCUGAUAGGGAGGUCGCAUUGUUGAGGGAAUCCGAUGCUCAUGCGAAUGUUGUGAGGUAUUUCUGUACUGAGCAAGAUCGAAUGUUCAGGUAUAUUGCACUGGAACUGGCUGAGGCGACUCUGCAGGAUUACGUCGUUGGGAAUUAUGACAGGCAGACUAUUGCUGUUAAGAAUAUUCUGGCUCAAGCGACUUCUGGAUUAGCUCAUUUACAUUCUCUGGAUAUUGUUCACAGAGACAUAAAACCGCACAAUGUGUUGCUGUCAUCACCAGGACCGCGGGGUGAGGUGCGCGCCAUGAUUUCCGACUUUGGUCUCUGCAAGAAAUUACAAUUGGGACGGAUGUCAUUCUCUCGGCGAUCAGGCGUAACUGGGACCGACGGCUGGAUAGCCCCGGAAAUGCUAAACGGUGAGCGUACGACCUGCGCCGUCGAUAUUUUCUCACUCGGCUGUGUCUUCUACUACGUUCUAUCAAAUGGAAGGCAUCCAUUUGGUGACACCCUCCGCAGGCAAGCGAAUAUUCUGUGCGGAGAAAGUGAUCUUUCAUCUCUUCAGGAUGUGGAGGACUACGGAAAAGAACUGGCUCUUGUUCUAAUUCGAGCAAUGAUUGACAGUGAUCCUACCAGCCGACCUCCAGCUGCCGCUGUCGAGCGCUUUCCAUUUUUCUGGAACUCCGCGCGGAUCCUCAACUUUUUCCAAGAUGUCAGUGACAGAGUGGAAAAGGACGAACCGGACAGUCUAGCUUUGAUGUCCUUGGAGACUGGAGGAAGUCAAGUAGUCCAAUCUGACUGGAGACUCUGCAUUGAUCUCGAGGUAGCCAACGACUUGAGAAAGUACAGGAGUUACAGAGGAGAGAGUGUCAGAGAUCUCCUCCGAGCUCUGAGAAAUAAAAAACAUCACUACAGAGAAUUAACAGCAGAGGCACAAGCAAGCCUCGGAGAGAUUCCUAAAAAAUUUACAGAGUACUGGUUGUCCAGGUUCCCCUGCCUUCUUUCCCACAGCUGGUGUGCAAUGCAGAGGUUCAGGCGAGAAGCAACAUUUCAGGAUUAUUACGAUUCUGAAUACGAAUUUACGACGUAUUUUGCUUACGAACAAGUGUGUGACGUGUUUAAUAGAGUGAGCAAGGAGGAAGUGCCUUCAGUGAAUGUUCCACCAUCCCCACGGAACCCCAAUUGGAGGUUCCAAAAUGGGGUCGAUUGGAGUCCCAAUCGUACGCGAUUCAGAACGUAUAGGAAAAAGAAUCAGGAGAGAAGAAAAAAUGAGGGCGCAGUUGUAUGGACAUUACCGCCCGCUAGUUGAGUUCUUUGUUCCUUCCACUCGUCGUUUGUUAUCGAGGUAUGUGUGUAAUAAUAAAUUGUGAUAUUUCUUAUCGUGAAGGAUGUGAUCUAUUCAUUAUUAUGUACAAUAUAAACAUAAGUGUGGAUACCUGUAUUUAUCCAGCAAACCGUUUUUUGUUUGUUCUAGUAAGAUAAUGAAAUAUGUACAUGGUUUGUUCCUGAUGUAAUGGCAUUAUUUUUAAUUUUUAUAUGAUAUAUAUUUACCAGAGUUCAACAGAAAAAUAUUAGUUGUGAGAGAAAACAGUGGGCACACACAGAUUUAUUAUUACAAAUGAAAAAAUUUCAUUGAAUGUACAUAAUGUCAAUUGUAAAUACUAUAUUUCUGUAUAUUUUACAUAUUAAUUGUAUUUCACUGAAUAUUCGCUGAAUAUAUUGUAACUUUGAAUAUCAGAAGGUAAAGGAUAUCUAGGAUAAGCUGAUCAAUAGACAGACGGUUAUGGGAAAUUCGAGGUUUAUCGAGAAAAGAAAAAUAGAGUAAUCAUUUAAUUGCGUUAACAAUGGACUCAGGUUUGCCACAAUAUAGAUGUCAAAAUCACACACUCGUAAAUUUGAUGAGGGAAAAAUAAUUUUUGAGAACAUUAUUUCUAAGAUUUAUUUUAUUGUUCAGUUAUCAUUGGUGCAGAGAUGGUGAAUUAUGGAUAUAAAAUUAUUAUAAUUGUUCUGUGUUCGAGUGAUUUUGCCAGAGCCCAUUCGGGCAUUACUCCACGGUUUUUUAAUUACUUGGAUUAAUUUAUUUGUUAUCGACAAUUGUAGUAACUUUAGCCACUAGAAUUGCUCGAUUGGACAUCACUUGAUAAGGCCAGCCAAAAAAGUUUAUCAAAAUUGUAUCAAUGUGCCAUACGAAGUUUUUUCAAAAACGUUUAAAAAAUACACAGAGGAAUUAACAAAAA